Messenger RNA from Syzygium oleosum, 2459 nucleotides. RefSeq lists its product as uncharacterized. The transcript has 16 exons. The record is from RefSeq and is a predicted model, not a curated record. NCBI's taxonomy places the organism in Eukaryota, Viridiplantae, Streptophyta, Magnoliopsida, Myrtales, Myrtaceae. The coding region runs from base 194 to 2158 and encodes 654 amino acids.
GUCUUCCUCCUCCUCCCUCCCUCCCUCCCUCCCUCCGGAACCGUCCUCCACCGAUCGCCCAAUUCCUAAACCCCGCACCUUCGUGCGUACACCCUCCGCCGCCUCGCUCAGCUGAGCGGGGUCGAUCGAUCUCCUCCGAUUCCAGGGCCCUGCAACGCUCGCGCCACCCGCCCGGCUCGACGCCCGCGAGGACAUGGAGAGCUCCGGAGCCAAUCCUGAAGACAUUAUUGUGCCGCCAGUCGAAGGUGUUGCUGGAGGAGGAACUGCUUAUGGAUGGAAUGAUGGUGGCUUUCACGUUUCGAAUCUACUGAAGGAAUCAAUUAACCCCAGUGAGGUUCCUACAGCAGAUUUAGUGCAUAUCUGGUGCAUGCCAAGCACAGCAAAUGUUGGGCAUCAGGAAAUGCCUCGACCUUUGGAGCCGAUAAAUCUGUUGGCAGCAAGGAAUGAGAGAGAAAGUGUUCAAAUUGCUAUGCGCCCAAAACUUACUUGGGGUGGCUCUGGCAUGGCAGGGGUAGUGCAAGUUCAGGGUUGUGACUUAUGCUCCAAAUCUGGUGAUCGGUUGGCUCUUGGAAAGUCAGUUACGCUGCGGCGGGUGGUGCCCAUAUUAGGUGUCCCGGAUGCUCUUGUUCCGAUUGAUCUUCCAACAAGCCAAGUGAGCUUAUUUCCGGGUGAAACUACAGCAAUUUGGGUAUCAAUAGAUGUUCCCGGCGAGCAACCUCCUGGGCAAUAUGAGGGGGAGAUCACAAUUACUGCGACAAAGCUAGAUAAAGAGUAUAUCAAAUCAGCAGGUCAAGGCUUAACCAGAGCGGAGAAGCAUCAACUGUACAGGGAACUUAGAAGCUGUCUAGACUCUGUGGAGCAAAUAGAUGAAAAACCACUGGAAGAAGUGGUUCAAAGAGUGAAAUCAGCAAGUACGUCUUUAAGAAGAGUUCUAUUAUCUCCAUCGUUUUCUGAGUUCGUUUCUGAAGAUGCAUUAGAUGAUUUGAUGGAUGAAGAUGCUGGUUCAAACCUUCCAGUGCGUGUGAAGUUAAAUUUGACAGUGUGGGACUUUGUUCUUCCUGCAACUCCCUCACUACCUGCAGUUUUUGGUAUAUCUGAUACUGUAAUUGAGGAUCGGUUUGGUGUACAACAUGGGACAGAAGAGUGGUAUAAUGCGUUGGAUCGGCAUUUCAAGUGGCUCCUUCAAUACAAAAUCAGUCCAUAUUUUUGCAGAUGGGGUGAUAGCAUGCGUGUUUUGACAUAUACCAGUCCUUGGCCUGCUGACCAUCCAAAAUCCGAUGAAUACUUCUCGGACCCACGAUUAGCAGCAUAUGCUGUACCAUACUGUCAGGCAGUCUCACGCGGCACUGCAUCAGAGGACUAUUUGCAGAAGGAAAUUGAGAUCUUGAGGACAAAGCCCCACUGGAAGAAAGCCUACUUUUACCUAUGGGAUGAGCCACUGAAUUCAGAACAAUAUGAUUCCAUUCGCAGAAUGGCCAGUGAAAUUCAUGCUCAGGCUCCUGAUGCUCGUAUAUUAACUACUUACUAUUGUGGGCCGAGCGACAUGCCUCUUGCUCCUAAUGCCUUUGAGGCUUUUCUGAAGGUUCCGAAGUAUCUACGCCCUCACACUCAAAUAUAUUGUACUAGUGAGUGGGUUCUGGGCAAUCGAGAGGAUUUGGUCAAGGAUAUCAUUGCUGAGCUGGAGCCAGCAGAUGGUGAGGAGUGGUGGACAUAUGUGUGCAUGGGACCAUCUGAUCCUCAUCCCAACUGGCACCUCGGGAUGCGGGGGACACAACAUCGUGCUGUUAUGUGGCGAGUAUGGAAGGAAGGUGGUACAGGAUUUCUUUAUUGGGGUGCCAAUUGUUACGAAAAGGCGACAGUUCCUAGUGCUGAGAUAAGAUUUAGACGCGGUCUUCCACCUGGUGAUGGUGUUUUAUUCUACCCCGGCGAAGUCUUUUCAUCUUCUCAGGAACCAGUUGCUUCGAUCAGACUUGAGCGCAUCCUCAGUGGGUUGCAGGACUACGAGUACUUGAAGCUCUAUAGUUCGAAAUAUGGCAGAGAUGAAGGGCUGGCUCUCUUGGAGAAAACAGGUCUUUAUUUAGGUCCAGAGCGUUACACUCUGGAACACAUGCCCGUCGACAUGAUGCGAGGCGAGAUCUUCAACACCUGCCGCUCGUGAUCGGUUUUUACCCGGUCAAAUUUUGUGCUAUUUGUGUUUUAUUCUCUGUAACUGUAAUCUUGGAUAAUCCUGUGUAAAAGCCCAAUGUGCUUAUGGCAAAACUCAGUGGAUUUUCCACUGGGGCAAUCCAGUUUUUCUGAGGGAUGAUGGGGUACAUAGUGGUCACAUAUAAGAUUUUGCUUAUGGCCGGGUCCACAUAGGUGAUAUUAGCUGUAUCUAUGUCCUAGUGCUGAGGCAUCAUAUUUACUUGGAUGAAUAGACCGUAUGGUUCUUUUAAUGCUUGUCGAGAUUGCAUUUGGGA